AUGCAGAUGGUGUACAGUAAUAGCCUAGACGACGGAUGCGAUGCAUUUGGAGGAAACCGAGCGCCACCGCCGCCUCCUAUCACUGUUGCAGAUGACACGCCGCUUCCUCCGUUCUCUCCGCCGCAGCUGAGCACCCCGGUACCAGCACCACUUCAUCAGCUUCAUCAGUACCCUCAUCAGCACCGACAACAAGCUCUUGCUCAUGAGUCAGUUUCACCAACGUCCAGUACAGGCUCGUCAUCCAGCCAAAAGUCUUCGCGACGGCUAUGGAGUCCAAUGGAGGACCUGGUGUUGCUGACGCUAAUACUCACUCACAAACACGCGCUACCUGCAGCUUCCAAUGCCAAACGGUUUUGGGAGUUUGUCAGUCAACAGCUGCGUCAAGAACAUUCCCUGCAUCGAAACACUCGCCAAUGUCGCGACCGCUUCAAUCUCUUGUACGCGAGAGGCGUAAGAAACGCUGCCUGCAAUAUCGAGCCAAGCUCACACAGAGACGCUCUUACUUUAAAGAUAGCUCAGGUUUUUGAGUCUUCGGACAGAGGCCACUACAAGUUAAGCCGUGCAUCUGAACAACCCAGCUUAGGCACCCCAUACUCCCUGCAGCAUGCACAUAACAACAAUCCUCAUCAACAUCAUCAUCAACAUCAUUUGCAAAACCAGUAUCAUAUCCCACAUGCUAGUGCGUACGCUGAGAUGGAGCCCGAAACUUCUCAUAAUCUGCACGGUUCGCAUCCGGCACAUCAGGAUCCGUUGCAGCUUGGCCCUACGCAAGAUCUCUCACAUAUUUCAAAUUCAGUAACGUCUUUGGUAUCCACUUCCCAAACGUUAGCCUUGGAAUUCCAGGAUUUAUCGCAAAAAUUCGCACUGUUAUCGGAUCAAGUCAAGCACAUUCAAAUGCGAUUGGAUUCUUUCCGAGGAUCCUACAAUAAUGAUUCAGCGGGGUCUGGUCCCCCGCGGUCAAGACAGGAUCUUUAG
Lachancea lanzarotensis is the source of this 975-nucleotide messenger RNA. RefSeq names its product LALA0S04e05842g1_1. The coding region runs from base 1 to 975 and encodes 324 amino acids. The record is from RefSeq and is a predicted model, not a curated record. The transcript has a single exon. NCBI's taxonomy places the organism in Eukaryota, Fungi, Ascomycota, Saccharomycetes, Saccharomycetales, Saccharomycetaceae.